Heterobasidion irregulare TC 32-1 is the source of this 330-nucleotide messenger RNA. RefSeq lists its product as uncharacterized. The coding region runs from base 1 to 330 and encodes 109 amino acids. NCBI's taxonomy places the organism in Eukaryota, Fungi, Basidiomycota, Agaricomycetes, Russulales, Bondarzewiaceae. The transcript is spliced from 2 exons. The record is from RefSeq and is a predicted model, not a curated record.
AUGGCGCAGUCGACAGCCAAAUACGAGGCUAUUCCUCAAUCCGACGAGGUUGAGCAGGUCAGGGACGACCAUCCUGCUCCAGAUCCACGCUUUGAGCAGCCCACUCCCUCUCCGUGGAAGCGCGCUGGCCUCCUCUUUCUGAUUGCGUUCUUGUUUUGGCUCACGUACUGGUUGCGGACGUCUUACCAACCACCGAAGGUCGUUCAUGCGAAUAGGUAUUCUAAGGAGUACAAAUUCCGUCCUGCUGCCAGCCCUAUUAUCACCGAGCGCUUGAAGGACGGUCGCACUCGCCUGCGGGGCGCGCAGCCAACUGUCUAUGGGAUAAACUAG